AUGGCCUCUGCUGUAUAUUUUUGUGAUGACAAGGGGAAACCUCUACUUUCGAGACGGUAUAAAGAUGACGUGCCGUUGUCCGCAAUCGACAAGUUUUCCACGCUACUGACGGACUUGGAAGAUGAAUCUGCAGUUAUACCACCGUGCAUAAACCAUAACGGCAUUGAAUAUUUAUUUAUUCAGCAUAAUGACCUGUACGUGGUUGCUCUUGCAACGUCUUUAACCGUUAAUAUAGCGGAGGUCUUUGCGUUUUUGCAUAAGCUGAUGGGCGUACUCGGAGAAUACUUGAAGACGGUAGAGGAGGAGUCAAUUCGGGACAACUUCGUUAUCAUAUACGAGCUCAUGGACGAAAUGAUGGACUAUGGUAUCCCGCAGAUUACAGAACCUAGAAUGUUGAAAAAGUAUAUCACUCAGAAAUCGUUCAAAUUGGAGAAGGCGCACAAGAAGAAGAGGAAUGCUGCGAGACCGCCUUCUGAACUGAACAAUUCGGUCAGUUGGAGGGCAGAGGGCAUUAAAUACAAGAAAAACGAGGCCUUUUUAGACAUAGUAGAGUCAAUCAACAUGCUGAUAACGCAAAAGGGACAAGUGUUGAGGUCCGAAAUAAUUGGUGCAGUGAAAAUCAAAUCGAGACUCUCUGGUAUGCCAGAUCUGAAAUUGGGGAUAAAUGAUAGAGGUAUCUUCACCAAAUACCUGGAAGGUAACAACAUCGGGGUUAACAUACCAGAUCCACAAGAGCAUGGCAGCGGCGUUGCUGAGAGUUCCAUCACAAACGAUGGGAAAAAGCGCAAGACCAACAUAGAAUUGGAGGAUCUUAAAUUCCAUCAAUGUGUCAGGUUGAGCAAGUUUGAAAACGAAAAGAUCAUCACGUUUAUCCCACCAGAUGGGGAAUUCGACUUGAUGAAUUACAGAUUGACUACAUCGAUAAAACCGUUGAUUUGGUGCGACGUGAGCAUUCAGGUUCAUUCCAAAUCUCGGAUAGAGAUACGUUGUAGAGCAAAGGCUCAGAUCAAGAAGAAAUCGGUGGCGGCCAACGUCCAAAUACUGAUCCCCGUACCCGAUGAUGCCGAUACACCCAGUUUCAAAUAUUCACAUGGGUCCAUCAAGUACGUCCCCGAGCAAAGUGCGAUACUGUGGAAGAUCAAGAGCUUCCCAGGUGGGAAAGAGUAUGCGAUGUUUGCGGAAAUGGGUUUGCCCUCGAUGGACAGUUACGAGGAACCCAAAGUGAAAAGGCCUGUUCAAGUCAAAUUCGAGAUCCCAUAUUUUACCACAUCUGGGAUUCAAGUCCGCUAUCUAAAGAUUAACGAACCGAAACUACAAUACAAAAGCUACCCAUGGGUACGGUACAUUACCCAAAGUGGAGACGACUACACUAUUAGGGUGAAUUAA
Huiozyma naganishii CBS 8797 is the source of this 1386-nucleotide messenger RNA. It is a transcript of the gene APM1, whose product is annotated as Apm1p. Bases 1 to 1386 code for a protein of 461 amino acids. NCBI's taxonomy places the organism in Eukaryota, Fungi, Ascomycota, Saccharomycetes, Saccharomycetales, Saccharomycetaceae. Gene Ontology annotation, molecular function: clathrin-cargo adaptor activity. Gene Ontology annotation, biological process: vesicle-mediated transport; intracellular protein transport. Gene Ontology annotation, cellular component: clathrin-coated vesicle; clathrin adaptor complex. The record is from RefSeq and is a predicted model, not a curated record. The transcript has a single exon.